GGAGAAGAAAGGCUACUAUCAAGCUUCAGGUCACCUGAGUCUAAAGAUAACCCAGAAGAGGGUAUAUGAUGAGAACUUAAGACAGUUCUCUGGAACCUAUGCAAGAGCAAGUCCUAAACAGUUUCACUUCCCCCUAGCAAAGCCUAGCCCUGGCCUUGUGGCCUGAGCACUGGGGCUGCAUUUCCGGAAACUUAGGGCCACAGUCCCCAGGGUGGGAAGCAAACUGCAGUGCCACAAACCAGAAGAGCUCAAGUCUGCAGGGGAAGUUGCGAGCAGGGAACCCACGACGGCAGUUCCCAAGCCUCGGGUUCCAGCCACCAGCAAUGUUUCCUGUGGCUACUGGCACUAGGGACAGGAACGAGGACCUGCUCACUGCUGGCCCAGUGCCUCCAGGAAAUACAAAAGACAUCCUCCUGAUACAUGAAGAAGAUGCUGAGGAAUGGGCUCUGUACUUGCAGGAAAUAUUUAUACAUAUAGUAGAAAGAGAAGCAAUAAUGUUAUAUCCGUUGUGGAGUUUCUCUUCUUCACAUUUGGAAUUGCUAAAUUUAAAUGCUUACAAAUGUAAACUUCUGAUAUUAUCUAAUAGUCUGCUUAAAGACCUAACGCCAAAGAGGUGUCAGUUUCUAGAGAAGAUACUUCACUCACCAGAAAGUGUAGUGACCCUGCUUUGUGGAAUGGAGAGCUCGAAUUCCUUCUUUGAAUUAAUAAACGUCCCCAGAAGCAGGUGGGAGAUCUCAACGGAGCAAGAGCCUGAGGACUACAUCUCUGUUGUCAGACAAAUCUUAUACACAGGUUCUGAAGACUAUCUUGAGGUCAGCAUUCCAACAGAGCCAAGAGCAAAAUAUUCUGAGGAGACAAGAGGACAGGAGGAGACUGAUGACCCAGAAGCUUCUGCAGUGUCUGAGCCUCUGGCCCUGGUGCUGCCUGAGGAAAUUCCAUGUGAGAAUCCUGGUGAGAUAUUCAUUCUGUUGAAAGAUGACCUGAUUAGUGAAAUUCUGGAAGUUGAAUUUAUAUCAACCAACAAGUGCCUCAGAACACGGCCAGCACGUUGGAGUAAGAGUGUCUGGUGUCUGAAAGCUGCAGAUUUUCCCCCUGGUUCAGUCACUGUCAACAUCCACUGUGAUGAAAUCCUCAAGGCCACAACAGAAAUCAAAUACUGUUCAUCAGCAAAAUCCAGAGAAAGUCCUUUUAGAAUGUCAGAACCAGGCAAGAGUUUGUACCAGAAAAGCAUUGAAGAGCUUGAUGGUGUUCUUGCUUCUAUAUUCAAGCAUGAGAUACCAUAUUAUGAAUUCAAACCUCUCCAAACUGAAACUUACCCUCAAAAAGAAUAUACUCACACCAGAGAGCUCCCAACACUCCUGCACUGUGCAGCGAAGUUCGGCUUAAAGAACCUGGCUCUUCAUCUGCUACAGUGCUCAGGGGCACCCUGGGCAGCCAGUAUGAGAAAUAUGGAUGGUUCAGACCUGAUGCAUAUUGCUGAGCAGCAUGGUCAUAAAGAACUCAUGAAAAUCUUUGAAGAGUUCACGAUCCAAAACAUUAGCAGAAAUAAUGAGCAAGAAAAUGACUACGAAGAGGAUAUUACCUCAUUUUCUACAUAUCCACCCUCUACGCAGCCGCCAGCAUUUCAUCGUGAACUCAUGAAGACACACAGACGGAGCACAGACAGAUCUGAGGAACUUGAAAGGGUUGGGGACACAAAGGAGGAAGAACCAAGUGCUGAGGCAGGAGCCAGCCUGCCAGAGGUCGAUGGUGAUGGUGACAGCUCUGAGAACCAGUAUGACGACUUGUAUGUGUUCAUUCCUGGAACUGAUACAGAAAGCAACUCACCAGAGCCUCUCCCAUACUGCAAACCGCCUCUGCCCCCACCCCGACCGGGAACUGCUGCCUCCCAACUAGAAAGACCUCACCUCACCUCACAAGCAGGUAAAAUGAUGGACGACCAAGUGGAAAGAAGUCUGAACUGGUGUGAAAUCAGUGUGAGAGGAGAGACAAGGGAUGAACUCCGCAGAGAAGAAAGAGAGGAAGCAGCACAGAGAGAGGAGGAGGAGGAGGAAGAAGAAAACCCGUACACAUUUGCAGAAACUGAUGACAAUGAGUAUGACCAGAUACUGGCCAGUAAGAGUGUAAAGAAAAGAACUGGAAAUCGCUCUUUCAUUAUAAACAGACCUCCUGCUCCCACCCCCCGGCCCACUCACGUCCCUUGCAAAGAAGAAACCACACCUUACAUAGCUCAAGUGUUCCAACAAAAGGCAGCCAGAAGACAAUCUGAUGGUGAUAAGUUCUACACUCUCCCUAAGAAACCAGACAAAACUCAGGUGGAGGGUCCAACCUUCUCUAGUGCAAAGGGUUAUGUGAGCACUGGGCAGAAAGAACUGAUCCUUGGGCAAGAAGAACUGAUCCUCCUGCAGGAGAAAGUCAAGAAUGGGAAAAUGUCUAUGGAUGAAGCUCUAGAGAAAUUUAAACUUUGGCAGAUGGGAAAGAGUGGUCUGGAAAUGAUUCAACAGGAAAAGCUACGCCAACUACGAGACAGCAUUGUUGGGAAAAGGCCAGAAGAUGAAAAUGCCUAUGAUAAACUCACCAUUGUGCACCAUCCAAGUGGUAAUGCUGCCCACAAUGAAAAUACAUUGUACAGUGGUCCCUUCAACAAUAAGCUUCCUACUAGACUCCAAGUUGAAAAGGAAUUUGGUUUCUGCUGCAAGAAAGAUCAUUAAAGAAGAUUAUUAUAAUUAAACUCAAGAAUCACCAAACAGUUUUAUGUUGAAUGAAGCAAGCCUGCUGGCGGAGUUUCUGAUCUCUAGGACUAAUCCACAUAGAACACAAAGCAUGACUUUGGAUUCCAGAAUGUGUUAUCACCACAAUUCAUUGGUACUGUAUUUCUUCAGAUGAAUAUAGCAAAAGAUGGAAAUCAAUAUCAUUCUCUGAAUCCAUUCUUUUUGUCACUGAAGCACUUGAUUUUUCCAUAUUGAAAAUCAAAGAAAUCAGCAAAGUUAUAUGUAGUCUAGCAAAAUUAUGGAACCAGACUAUACAGAUUAUUCUUCCUACUCUUUGACACCUUCAAAUAAAAAUGUAUUUUGUAUUUGCUUUGUAAAUGACAGUCCUCUGUCCUCCUUUCUCACAUUUAGAGCCAUAAUGUUCUUUUUACAACAUGUUUCCAGACAGCUUCUUUUAUUUAGUGCCUAUUUGCUUGUAUCCUUGAAAUGUAUUUUUAUUUACAUUUUCCUUAGUUGAUGUUGUUUUGUUUUUUAGUGUUAACCAAGCAUUCUGCUACUGAGCCCUAUCUUCAUCCCUCUACAUUUUUUUCUGAAGUCAUGUUAACAACUGAUGGUGUGCACCUUGAUAUUUCAGACAUGCAUCACAAAUUGAUUGUAUUCAUCCUUUACUUUUCUAGAAGGCCAUUUUUCCCAUGCCUUGCUGUCCCUGAGUCCUUACUAAAUGUCCUUCCCUAAAUUAAAACAUAUUUUUACAGCU
Messenger RNA from Mesocricetus auratus (golden hamster), 3468 nucleotides. RefSeq names its product B cell scaffold protein with ankyrin repeats 1 (gene Bank1). NCBI's taxonomy places the organism in Eukaryota, Metazoa, Chordata, Mammalia, Rodentia, Cricetidae. Gene Ontology annotation, molecular function: signaling receptor binding; protein tyrosine kinase binding. Gene Ontology annotation, biological process: negative regulation of phosphatidylinositol 3-kinase/protein kinase B signal transduction; signal transduction; B cell activation. The coding region runs from base 324 to 2711 and encodes 795 amino acids. The transcript has 17 exons. The record is from RefSeq and is a predicted model, not a curated record.